Molecule: messenger RNA, 762 nt
Organism: Gongylonema pulchrum
Lineage: Eukaryota; Metazoa; Nematoda; Chromadorea; Rhabditida; Gongylonematidae
Source: the annotation of a GenBank genome assembly
AUGGGGCCAAAUUGGUGGCUCAAGUUGAUUUUGCUACUGCAAGCAGUUCGCAUCGUGAAUUCAUGUGCUGAUGUUGUAUUUGUCCUGGAUGGUUCCGCAAGUGUUAAGGAGCACUUUCAGCAAAUGAUUGAUGUGGCCAGUGAACUAGCAAUGCAGUUUGAUGUGGAGAACAAGGGGUAUCAAAUUGCUAUCCUGGAAUAUAGCGGGAAAGCGAUUCUCCCCAAAUGGUUGGAUUAUCACUUCGGCAGCAUCCGGACGAAUGAAGCCCUGAAGACUGUGAUCAAAAAUCUGCCACACAUGCGUGGCGCAGCUGAUACUGGACGAGCGCUGGGUAUCGUACUGCAUGAGUAUUUACGCAGUCGCCGGCCCGGCUUACCUUUCAUCGUAUUCACCAUCACGGAUGGCUACUACAGGGAUCCGGAAGAAGUGCUCAAGAAUGUUCUAAGUCUCGCUACGCAGCCGAAUGUUCAACUUUUCGCAGCAACUGCAUCAAAACGUCAUAACAGAAAUCCAAUUCGUGAAUCGUCUGAAAUGAUAGCCCGAUCAGCUCGUUACGCACCAACCAUCGUCGAAAGUACAACAAUCCAAACAACCACUUCCAUCAAAACACACGAAGACAAUUUGUCCAUCAAACCUGCAUGUCUGCUUGACGUUGUAUUUCUAAUGGAUUUCUCAGAUGGGGCAUCGGAUAAACGUCAGACAUACAUUGAUCUUGUUUCCGCUCUGACCAGUGCACUUAAUCUCGGCCAGACAUCAGCUCAG